AUAAAAUAAUUUAGGAUUUAUGUUCUUUUUAUGCUUGAUGUUCUUAAUGUUAGAUUCUGGAUGAGAGUUAUACGAUUUACAUAAUAGUAUGAUUAUAAUUAAUUUUAUAAUUUUUAAAGUAAGGGGUCACAGACUUAUAGUGAGUAAAUUUGGGGCUGUUUUUAAAAGUACCCAGAAAUUAUUUGUCGAAAUUAUGGGCUGGUUUCAGACCCAAUAUUCCAUAGCCCAAACCCAGUCGAAUCUUGACAUAAAACAAUCGUUUUAUAUUUUUAUUUGAUUUUUCAGAAAAUGCGAUUAGGUCAGGUUUGAUUUGAGAGGGAAAUCAAUCAAUCUUCAGCGAUGGGUAAAUCCAAAGAUGAUCGCAAGCUCAAAAGAUCAUCUUCUUCUCCGCGAGAUGAAUCGAGAAGCAGAAAGCGUAGAAGUAAGGACGAUGAUGAUGAUAAGGAACACAAGUCGAGUAAGAAGCAUAAAUCUCAUAGUUCUUCCAAGCACCAUUCUCGUAAAGAAGACAAGUCUAGUGGGAAGCGCAAGCAUAAAGGCCACAAACAUGAUAAACUUCCAAAACUUGAUAUCCAAGAAUUGAGCGAUGAAGAUUACUUCUCGAAGAACAACGAGUUUGCUACAUGGCUAAAAGAAGAGAAAAAGAUGUUCUUCUCGGAUCUAUCAUCGGAUGCAGCACGGAGUCUGUUUUCGGAAUUUGUGGCAGAAUGGAACAACCAACAACUUCAACCCCAAUACUACCAAGGGAUUGCAACCGCGCCGCGAACGUCACAUAAGUGGAACAUCAAAAACUAGACUCUAAUUUUAGUGUUUGUAAUUGAGAAUUGAGAUCAUCAUCAUGAGAUGUAGAUGAUGAUAAGCUAUCUUGCAACAAUCAAAAGUCGUUUUCGAUCA
This is a messenger RNA of Salvia miltiorrhiza (redroot sage), 894 nucleotides long. RefSeq names its product style cell-cycle inhibitor 1-B. NCBI's taxonomy places the organism in Eukaryota, Viridiplantae, Streptophyta, Magnoliopsida, Lamiales, Lamiaceae. Bases 340 to 795 code for a protein of 151 amino acids. The record is from RefSeq and is a predicted model, not a curated record. The transcript has 4 exons.